Molecule: messenger RNA, 420 nt
Organism: Suillus subalutaceus
Lineage: Eukaryota; Fungi; Basidiomycota; Agaricomycetes; Boletales; Suillaceae
Exons: 3
Coding region: 11-226 (71 amino acids)
Source: RefSeq, a predicted model, not a curated record
UUCCGCUGGCAUGCUGUUAUUUGACGAGCCGAGCGCCUCCCUGGAUCCUACAGCCGAACAUACCAUGAUAUUUUCCACUCACCGGUUUGGAAAUCUCACCCAACAUGCGAACCUCAUUUUGUACAUCGAUGAAACUGUCCAGGAAGCAGGGACGCACGAUGAACUUAUGAAGAAAGGGGGGGAGUAUGCUCGUAUUUGGAAUCUACAAGCUAAACCUUUCAUUUAACGACCAGAUACCGGGACCAUAACGAUACCCCGGUUUGUUUUGUACCACAAGUCAUCCCUCACAAUGCGCUCAUGUGCAGUCGCGUAGGUGAUGGUAUACAGGUGAGAAUGAUACAAAUGGGAAUCAGUUUGCUGCUGCCGUUACUUGCCUUCAGAAUAUUUGUUACUAUUUGGCAGUUGUGUGAUAUCACAAUU